Molecule: messenger RNA, 791 nt
Organism: Lolium rigidum
Lineage: Eukaryota; Viridiplantae; Streptophyta; Magnoliopsida; Poales; Poaceae
Exons: 3
Coding region: 163-441 (92 amino acids)
Source: RefSeq, a predicted model, not a curated record
UCCUCGCGAUCCCGGCCACCAUUAGCAAGCACUACAGCUCGCUACCUCUGUUGUCGACGCUUGGAUUCUCUCUCUGGGAGGAAGCUAAGAUUUGGAUUUCUCAAUCUGCCGAGCGAACUAUAGGUAGCUAGCUGUAGGUGUUUGCUGGGCGCGCUGCGCGCCAUGGCCGGCGAGUCGUCCUCCCCAGCUUCUUACAUCCGAUUGGUGCAGCACCUGAUCGAGAAGUGCAUCUGCUACGACAUGGACAAGGAGGAAUGCGUGAAGGCGCUGGAGAAGCACGCCAACAUCAUGCCCGCCGUCACCUCCACCGUGUGGAAGGAGCUGGAGAAAGAGAACAAGGAGUUCUUCGAGACGUACAAGAAGGACCAAGGCGGGCAGAGGACCGGUCCUUCGCCGGAGCAGUCGUCUGCUUCAAGGAGCUCAGAUGACAACGAUAACUAGGACGAGAACCAUGCAUAUACGGUCGGAGUAUAUAUAUUGAACGAUGGGGCACGACUGUAAAUAAAUGGCAGCUAGCCACGUACCCCAUGGCGGCUGGCCCAGGUACCGCUGGACGAUCGGUCCGUAUGGUGGACGGUUGGUCGAAAUUCGAAUAGAUUCAGAAUCACCGAUCGGUCGGAGUGUCCAGAGAAGGUCGUUCGGGUGUUGUACAUGUGGAGAAUGGGUGGACAUCCAGACUCCAGAGACGACCUAGAGUAGUGCGUGCUCGCCGUACGUAGUUUGUAAUCUGUACACAUCUCUAGCUAGCUAGCUGGUUGCUGUCAGAAGAAAAGCCGCCCUUGUCUCGUUCC